AGGAGAAUUUUUUUAUAAUUGUUUUUCUGGUAAUGAAGUAUGGAUCAAAAGUUUUGCAGGAAAAAAUUCAACAUGAACUUCUUAAUAGCCCGGGUUUGAAAACAUUCUUAGAAGAAGAAAAACAUUCAAUAUUCCAUUUGACACUUCCAAAUUCUUAUCAAUGCUGCCUUUGUGACCUUCCUGACGAAAACAACAAAUAUGUAACAUUUCAACAAAAUUCCACGAAGUUAGCACGAGAAUUUUUAAAAGUUAUGUACUAUAAGAAGAAAAUUUUUUGUACCAACCGCGCCCUUAAUGUCCUCUGCUGUUGCUGUUUAGUUCCUGACCAUAAUGUGGAUAUCAGGACAUGGGACGUAACUUUGACAAGCUCCAUACUUUUGGACAUAUUACUCAAGGACUGCCAAUCAGACCAAAAUGAUAUUGUAGAUCUACGAGAAAUUCGCAACUCCACACUGCACAAAGGAAAUGCAUUGCUGUCUGGUGACAAGUACAUUGAAACAUUCAAGAACGCGUCAGAAAAAAUAAAGUCAAUUGCAAAGAAAUGUGGUGAUAAUUUCUAUCAGAUGAUAUGUGAUGACAUAAAUAAACUCGAAAGAAAUCGCCUCUACCCAUGGGAAUUAAAAGAAGCACAAGAACACUGGAGAGAAGCAAAAAAUACGUUGGUGAGCUUUUCAAAUACCUUGAAUGGAGUAGCUUCCAAGGUGGAAAUUGAAUUUAAAAACAUUGAAAGUUAUUCAAAGCAAUGCCUUCGAAAAAACGUUAAAUAUUUACAACCAGUAAUUGCAAUGAAUCGCAGUUUAAAACUUCUGCAGGAUAAUAAGUGCAUCUUCAUAACCGGGGAUGCAGGAUGUGGGAAAACAAGUUUUUGUCUGGGAUUGAUGUCUCGUAUGGAGGAAGAGCACUGUGAUUCCCAAGCAUUAAUCCUUAGAGACACUUGCGAUUUGAAAAAAUUGAAUAAUGCAAAAAAUUACAUCCUUUUCAUUGAUGAUAUUGUAGACAAAUCUGAUGCAGACGUGAACAGGUUUGAAAGUUGGAGCGCAAAUUUCGAUUAUUUAAAAGAGUUGAUAUCAAAUGAAAGUACUUUUAUUAUUUUAGCAUCCAGAAAUGGUGUUUGGCAUGCAAUGAGAGACAAAUUUGUUAAUUACGAUAUGUUUAAACUAGAUUCAAGUAAUGCACCAGUAAUAGAUCUUUCAGGGGAAGAUUAUAAAAUGAGUCCUAAUGAAAAAAUCAAAUUGUUAAAUUUUUUUCGUGAACGCAAUCGCCUUAAUCAUAAAAUAUGUCCCAGUGAAAAAACUAUCAAAAGUAUUGCUGAAAUGGACACACCGCCAGGAUUUUUAUUACUAUGUAAUGAAUUUUUCUCAGAUAUCUUAUCUUUACAGCAAGGUACAAAAUAUUUUAAAGUGACUGCUUGCAGUCGAAUUAAGAAUCAGGUAGAUAGAUUGUUGAUUAAUAAUCAAUACCUUCACUAUGGUAUACUUGUUUCAGUAUUUUUAAAUUAUUCUUUAUAUAAUAAAGAUAUAGGGUAUACAUAUAGGGAUAUAGAAAAAGGAAUUGAUACCAGGAUUGUUAAAGCUAAAGAAUUAAUACCAUCAAAAAUUAAAAGUUGUCUGGAAGGCAUAUUAAAAACUUUCAUAGAAUCCUCUGAUAAUGUUUACAGAUUUAAACAUUUAACUAUAUAUGAGGCUGUGUUGCUAUCAUUUCGAGAAAACUAUCCAGAAGUGUUUACUGAGCUGAUCCCCAAGGAAGUAUUAUAUAAUUAUGUACGAACCGAAAAUUACACAGCUAAAAAUCAUGAAGUCAUUGUCCGCUUUCCUUUUGAAAUGUUAGCUUGGAAACUGGUUAAAUUAUGUAAGGCUAACGCAGAGAAUUCAUACCCUGAUGCGCACGCACAUCCAUCAUUUCAUGACAAAGAACUGGUUCGCCAUUUCCUUAAUGAAGUUAGUGGGUAUAAAAAUGAAAUGUUAAGCUAUGAGACAAAUGACAUAUGUAAAUUUAAUUUUCAAUUUUUCAUAUCUGUUAUCAAAAUUUAUAUCCUUGAUACCUUCAGGCAUUUAAGUAACAAAAAUCAAUUGAAAAAUAUAUUUGUAACAAAAUUUCUAAAUCCCUUUGUAACUGGAGCAUGUGAAGAAAAAAAUGAUUAUUUAGCCUCUGAGACGAUUAAAAAAUUCUUUGACAUAUAUGAAUUUGGUUUUGAUGUUUUUGAAAUUGUUAUUAAAAAUGAUCUUAUUUAUACUUGUCAACAAUUUUUAAACAACAAGCUUUUUAAAAAAUUGUAUAAUAAAAAAUCAAGUGAUUAUAUAACAAAAGUUACCACUUAUGGCGCCAAAAAAUGCUUACGACAUAUGGAAGAAUUGCAUAAUAAAAAAACAAAUGAAACUGCUUAUUUUUUGUUUUGAUACCAUAUCAACAUUUUUUUCAAUCAGUACGGGGAUCAUAAUAUUAGGUCUCUUUUUACA
Magallana angulata is the source of this 2456-nucleotide messenger RNA. RefSeq lists its product as uncharacterized. NCBI's taxonomy places the organism in Eukaryota, Metazoa, Mollusca, Bivalvia, Ostreida, Ostreidae. The coding region runs from base 33 to 2396 and encodes 787 amino acids. The transcript is spliced from 3 exons. The record is from RefSeq and is a predicted model, not a curated record.